This is a messenger RNA of Paramormyrops kingsleyae, 4688 nucleotides long. RefSeq names its product potassium channel tetramerization domain containing 2 (gene kctd2). Gene Ontology annotation, molecular function: cullin family protein binding. Lineage: Eukaryota; Metazoa; Chordata; Actinopteri; Osteoglossiformes; Mormyridae. Gene Ontology annotation, biological process: proteasome-mediated ubiquitin-dependent protein catabolic process; protein homooligomerization. The record is from RefSeq and is a predicted model, not a curated record. Gene Ontology annotation, cellular component: cytoplasm; Cul3-RING ubiquitin ligase complex.
CAUAAAUGGCAGAUAUAAAGUGAGGAUUAAAAUAAUAUAUAAUCUCUGGAAAAACAAUUCUUCAUUCGUUUACGUUGCCAACGAACCCUUAAAUAUUUUAUACUUGACUUUGGUUUGUUUGAAUUUCCACUCAGCAUUAGCCACGAAAUUAAGAAAUAUAAUUUAUCCUCUUGACACGGAAGAAAAAAAGUUCCAGCGUGCUGGGCUAACGCUAUAGGAAUACUACCUAGCUUUCUAGGUAUUAUUAUAUGUUUGAGCACUGAUGAAAAAUAAAUAUUCACAUACACUUGUCCGAAUAAUGCAUGUAUUUAAAAUAAAAUUCCAUCAGAAUGUAGAGUAGCUUUUGGGGAGUACCCAACCCGGAAGUCCUGCCUCCUGCUGUAUUUUCGUGUUUUAUCAGUUACCCAGCUAGCUAAAGGAGGCAGAGCCUGGCGAGAAGGCUACAUACAUCUGUGUAUUGGCGAAAAAUGGAUGUUGGUUACGGGCUGGCUUGUGCGCAGCGGUCAAACGCGUAGCAGGACAGCCGCAGCGCCCGUCGCGGUCUUAUAAAGAAGCGAGCGCAGGGAACAGAGCAGCAGCUCCGGAGCCGGAGCUCUCUGGCUUUCUGUGGACGCAUCGGACCUGCGUGUGGCUACGUUGCUUUGGCCAAGCAGAUACGGGAGGGACUUCAGGUUAAAAUAAUAAUAAUAAAAAAAAAAACUAUGGCAGAUCUUCAUAUCAUGGAACCGAGCGGUACGGCUACUAUAGAACAGACGGAGCCGCGAUCUGUUAGGCUCGCCUCGCCCACUCUCACGGUCCCGCCGCGGAGCGCUUUGUCCAGCCCGGGGCUGUCGACGCGGCCGAUGUUCGUCUUCCCCCUGAGGAGCAGCCCGAGUUCCCCGUCGGAGCAGCUGGAGAAGCCGGGAUCCAGAUGGGUCCGGCUCAAUGUCGGCGGAACCUACUUCGUCACCACAAAGCAGACGCUGUGCAGAGACCCGAAAUCAUUCCUGUACCGGCUUUGCCAAGACGAUCCUGAUCUUGUUUCAGACAAGGAUGAAACGGGGGCCUACCUAAUCGACAGGGACCCCACUUACUUUGGCCCUAUUCUAAACUACUUGCGUCAUGGCAAGCUCAUUAUAAACAAGGAUCUGGCUGAAGAAGGCGUUCUGGAGGAGGCCGAGUUCUACAACAUCGCGUCUCUGGUGCGGCUGGUCAAGGAGAGGAUAAGAGACAAUGAGAACCGGACGUCACAAGGUCCAGUGAAGCAUGUGUACCGGGUACUGCAGUGUCAGGAGGAGGAACUUACCCAGAUGGUCUCUACGAUGUCAGAUGGCUGGAAGUUUGAGCAGCUUAUUAGCAUCGGGUCCUCCUACAACUACGGCAAUGAAGACCAAGCGGAGUUCCUCUGUGUGGUCUCCCGGGAGUUGAACAAUUCCACCAACGGCCUUGUGAUUGAGCCCACCGAGAAAGCCAAGAUCCUUCAGGAAAGAGGGUCGAGGAUGUGAGAAGGGGUUGCUGUUGGAAGCUUCCAGACAUGUACAUCACCACCCCCUCCCAACUCGCCAGAUAUGCCAACACCUCACCGUUGUCCUCCUGGCCACGUUUUCUUUUUUUUUUCUUUUUUUUUUUAAUUUUUGGGACACACAUCCACAGCUGCCUCUAGGGGGCGGUAUCCCACCUCACUCCGGGGCACCUGCUCCUUUUUGCUGGCAGGGCUCACUAUGGAUAUUGAAAUCCCAGUUGUUAAGUUGGGCUCAGUGACCAAAUGGAAAGGAGGUAAUCGGUUGUAGUUUUUAUGGAAAGAAGCGUGUUGAUGUCUGGCGCUGGCAGUCACUCGAUGAUUUAUUGAAGAGACGGGACAGACAGUGUCCUGCCUGACCUUUCCAGUGCCAUCUCUGCCCUUCUGCGCUUGGUCAAGGGGAGGCACACAUCUACAACAUGGGUGUGAAACGUUCCCAAUUCUCACAUACAAGGGCUGGAGAUUGCUCAUCUUGUUCUCACACCGAAGAAGAUACUCGGCAACCAAUUAAAGCAAAGACUGCAGCUGCCACCCCGGCCUGUUCUCGUCCCUCAUUGGCUGAGUCAUCCAUCGAUCAUCCCGUUGUCUUGGAAAUGGGGGUGUGGCCUAUCUUGGGCAUAGAUGCUAAUUCUGCCAGAACGAGAGAUAGCAGCGGCCACCUACUUCACUAACAACCAAUCAGAGCGAAUCAGACCCCUGCCCCGCUCACCCUGAAGAAACCUGCUUUCCGCAUCCUUAGUUUUUGUGUCUCUUUUUGUCGUGGAUUUUAUUGACGGAAAAUGUGUCCAGCAUUAAGGAGAAAAUGCAGGUCUGUAUAGUAACUUGAAUACUGAGUAAUAUAUAUGGAUAUACAGACCGGUGUAUAUAUACACACUUGCGUUGCUCAGAUUCAACUUACGCGGAAAGCAGCCUAAUUCCAUAGGUAUUGAGCUGUUUUAUUGUGUUCAUCAGUUUUGUGGAAAAAUUCCUUCCAACCCAUCCCAGGAAUGCACUUUUUCCCCUCUCUUUGUAUUUAAGAGCUAAAUCUGUACUGUAUGAAGUAUCUCUUUCCCUAAACAUUGGUACAAGGAAAGAAACCAUAAGUGUGCAUUUUAGUUGUGAGUUUUUGUACGUUGUGGGUCUCCUAAGAAUUUAUGUUUUAUAUGAAUUUUAUCCUGGUAUUAUUCACAUAUUUCGCGGUGCGAAUAUUAAAGAGCGGAACGUCCUGCGUGCUAAGUUAGGGAGGAAACUGGUGACCAGUUUGAGAACAUUAGUAUUGUCACAUCCCACAAAGUGUGUCUGCUGGCUGUGCUUCAGACUGACCCGUUUUGAAAAGGUCGAGUCACAGGCUGACACUUGGGCUACCUGGGAGACCCAGGAUCUCGCUGCCCCCAAACCCCUAUAUAUUCCCGUGGAUUUUUAAAAGAAGCUUUUGCUCCAGGAUCUAAGAACAGGUCCAAGUCCUGGAGAACCUGAUGUUUUGUAUUUUGUCACAUUGGUUCCUUCUCUAACUGAACCGUUGGCCGGAAUUCAAAUUAUUAUCUGCGGACGCCGAUAAGUGUGCGAGAAUGCGUUGAGAUAUGUUGUCGCCCCUACACUUCAGAUAUCUAAGCGUAUCCAGAUACCAUUGAGGGCCCAGACAGCGAGUUGUAUAAUUAUACAUGCAAGUAUAUGCAUGUCAUAAGAAGGAAUUCCAAGUUUACCCGUGAAGGGAAGCGCUUAAUAUCCUCCCACGUCACCUUUUGUGUGUUUUGUAUUUAAACAUAUGUAUCGAUGUUUUAUCUAAGGGUGCUUAGGUCUUUGGGCUCAAGAUGCCAAGUGCACUCUCCGAUUAACGUUAUCUAUGCGCCACAGCUAGCUAGCGCCCUUGAAGUACGACGUUUGACUUCGAUCGCCCACCCCUUUCCUUUUUCAUUCGAAACGUAGAUGUGAAGCAGUUACCUGAUGUUGUGGCAUGAAUUUCAAAGAAAGUGUUUUAAUAUGGAAGAUGUCAGGAUUUAGGUGUUUUUUUUUUUUUUUUUUUUUGGGCCGAGCUUAAAAAUGAGAAAUUGGGGGGAAAUUCUCCAGCAUCACAGGUGGGGGAACCUGGACAGAUAUUUUGAGGCUCCCUCUCAGAGUGCCUGGGAUGUGCUUUUGUAGCCUCGGGGCAGAUCCUAAGCAUCGUGAUGUUCCCCCGGUCAAUCUGUCGUGAUGUGCCAAGUCUGGUGUUGUGACACUUGCAGCUCGAGCUCCAUCUCGGAGCGUUCCGGAACGUACUCCCUGUUCGUUCGGUGAUUGUAUUACCACCAGGUUCGCCCCAUGAGAGUUCGCGGUCUUGUGUUUCAGUUCAUCACUGUCAUUACACUAGGAAGGAAGGAUUACGGAGUCCAACCUUGUCGACCUGUACCCGUUUCAGUGAUUCGCCUUUUGUCCUUUUGUAUCGCUGCGAUGCCUGUUGCCCCGUUUUCUGCAACAGGCCACACAUUUGCAGAGCUACAUUUCAUUGGGCUCCGCCUUACUGACUGAGUUUAGCCCCCAGGCCCCUCGAAGACCCACAGACCCCCAGCAUCCAUGGCAUUUGUGAACCUAGUGAUUCGGAGCUCAGCACCGGGCCUCACAUCUACAUACUAUAGGUGGGGUCAGGCUUGAGUUGUCAUGGAGACAUUCAACUAGGGUUUGGGGGAGGAAUGAAGGUCAGGUCAUGAGUAGCUGCCUUUUCACAUCAAUAGCUGAUGGUUGAGGGUCAUUCAUCCACACGAUCAGCCUUUAUUUUUCUGUACCUUUAAGACGUCUGGGGAUGGAAUCUCAACCAUUGUAUUUUAUAUAAUCACGUACUUUUACUUUGCCUUCCAUUGCAACAGCACUUAAAGUUUGACCUUGACUUCCUCGACGAUCAUGGAAAAAUGCUAUAACUGGUGUUUACACUCAGCCGUACUUGUCACUGCUUGUGGUCCCCGCGCUAGUGAAGAUAGGCCGUACGUAUUGCAUUUCUUUAAGUUAUCACACCAGACUUAUAUUGCACGUGUGAACUAUGAAAGUGUUUAACAACUUGGUUUGCAUUUUUUUUUUUUAUCAGAGGGUACAAGCUUUCGUGUGAAGGCAGCCAUUUUGCCCCUUGUAAGAAUUUUGUGCCAAUCUGUAACAUAAAGCAUAAAACAUUGAUAGCUUAUACCAACAUCUCAGACCAAACCAUUUCUGCAAACCAUGCAGUAAAACCAAUUAUAAAACCUUA